CUUCUCUAUGAUGCAAUCCGUUUAACAAACAUUUAUUUUCAAUGUGCGUAAUUAAAAGAAUGAAUUCAUACUAAUUAUUGUUAUUUCAUUCUUUAGUUUUAGGAACAGAAUUCUCAAAAAAUGGUGGCCUUGGAGAUGAAAUGAAUGCCAUGAACAAAAAGAAAAAGAAAAAACGGAGACAUCGGACCAUAUUCACGAGUUACCAGCUGGAGGAACUGGAGAAGGCUUUUAAAGACGCUCACUACCCGGAUGUCUAUGCGAGGGAGAUGCUCUCCCUAAAGACUGACCUUCCCGAAGACAGGAUACAGGUAGAUCACAUCUUUUUUUCCCCUUCAAUUCAUAAUAGUCAAACUCCGAUAAAAGUACUUCAGAAGGGCAGAAAUCAUUCCCAGCAGUCGCCUCAUAGAGAAAAAGAACGAGCGUAGUUUGUGUUGUUUCUAAUGCCACACGACUGCUUGGUGAAAGGCAGAGUGU
Molecule: messenger RNA, 474 nt
Organism: Parasteatoda tepidariorum (common house spider)
Lineage: Eukaryota; Metazoa; Arthropoda; Arachnida; Araneae; Theridiidae
Source: RefSeq, a predicted model, not a curated record